AUGUCAUUUCGCCGAAAUAGUUUCGGCAAUCUCUCAUCAAGUGUCAAUAGACAAGAAAAAUCUCAAAUGUAUGCAAAUGAUCCUAAUAUUGACUUAGUAACACAAAAUGAUGUGUUACAAAGUAUUUUACCAGAAUUUAUAAAAAUCGUUCGAAAAUUAUUACCACAAGAACUUCCAUUUAAUAUGUAUGUUCAUAAUGUUGAAUAUACAGAAGGUGGAUGUAAACGUUUAGUUGGAACUUUAUAUAUGACAAAUUUUCGACUUGUAUUUGCACCAGAUGACGAAGCUGACGAGAAUCAUUUAGAUUUUCGAAAUAUAACAUUUACAAAAUGUUCAGUUACAAAAUCAAAUACAACUGGCAUUAAACAACAACAAUUUUCAGUAACAAAAAUGGAAAAAUAUAUCGAUGCAUUAAAAUUUCAUAGCCGUUUUCAACAUAAAGAACAAUUAUAUUUAUUUAUUGCAUUACAACAAAAUUCUACAAAAAAAUUAUCUCCAAAAAAUAAUCAUAAUUAUACAUUAUCAACAAUGACAAGUCCACCAUUAUUUGAUCUUGAUCUAGCAGAUUAUAGUUUGAUUAAUGAUGAACAUAUAAAAAGUUAUAUGACUUUUAAUGAUUGGAGAGAUGAAUUAUAUGAAGCAAAUGAACAACAAUGGAUUGUUGAUCAAAAGAAAUUUAAUCAACAAUCUAUUAUAAAAAGUGAAGGUCCUUAUGUUCGUUUGAUACAUAGUAAAGAUAAUGAUGGCUAUGGGGAUUUGAUUUGGCAUUGGACACAUACAUCUCUAGUUGAAAAUAAUAGUUACAAUAGAAGACAAAUGCAAGCCCAAAAAUAUAUGCUUAUUACUGUUCCAGGAAUCGGCGAAACCACGAGUGGUGGAGAACCGGAAUCAUCAGUGAGUACACCAUCUUAUAUAUCAUCAUCACCAUUUCGUUUUUUUAAAAUAAAAAAAAAUUUAUGGAAACCUUUACGUCGAAAUACUAUUGAUGUUUCAAAAUCGGUAUGUACAAAUGAAACUAAAACAACACCUAGCGACUCAACUGGUUUGUCGCAAAUACCGCCCGAUGAUGGAAAAGAAGAUAACAUAACAUUUCUUUUUAGUUUACGUCGUGUUACAACGGAUACAAAUUUAGUUCCUGUAUCGGAUUAUGUAUAUGACCAACCAUUUCAACGUUAUAAUGUAUCAAAAUUUCCAUGUACUUUAAAACGUUUACAAACAAGUUAUGAAAAAUUAAUUGAAAUAUGUGCAAUAGCACCUGAUGAUGAUGAUGAGAAAUGGUUGACUAAAUUAAAUACAUCCAAAUGGCUUAAAUUUGUUUCAAAAACUUUACGUGGUGCUGCAUCGUUAGCUAAAUUACUUGAUUUUACAAAUAUAGAAUUAGUUGGAAGUGAUACAGAUAAUAGUUGUUUAAUGUCAUCAUUAAUACAAAUUUUACUUCGACCAAAAUGUCGUACAAUAAAAGGUUUUUGUGAAUUAAUUGUUCGUGAAUGGCUUAUUCGUGGUCAUAAAUUUCUUGAACGUUGUGGACAAAUACUCUAUGAUAUAAAUGGAAAUCCAGUACAAGAAGCACCAGUUUUUCUUCUUUUUCUUGAUUGUGUUCAUCAAUUAAUUAUUCAAAAUCCAUUUUCAUUUGAAUUUACUGAUUAUCUUUUACUUGAAUUUUAUCGUAAUGUUUGUUAUUGUUAUCAUCAUACAUUUAUUUUUAAUGAUAUUCUUGAACGUCUUCAUAUGAUAUAUAAUUGUCCAAAAAAUAUUUUUGUCUUAUCAUCAUUUGAUUUUUCACAAUAUCUUCAUCCUGAAAUAUGUCGUUUAUUAAAGAAUGAUGCAUCAAUAUUUAAUUUACAAGCAUCGUCAUCAUCUUCGAAUAAGACAAUAAAACCUCGAAUUGAAGCAACAGUUAUUUAUCCAACAUCAGCAUCACCUCGAUGUUCAAAUCGAAAUGUUUAUUAUUUGGAAACACCAACAACAAGAAGAUAUACACUUGAUAUUCCAAUAACAAAUGCACCAAUUAUAUUAAAUGCUGAACAAUAUGAAUAUGAUAAUAUUGAAUCACCUCAAAUAUUUCCAGAUGAUCUCUAUGUUGAUUGGCGUACAUUUAAUUUAGUUUUAUGGUCAAAAUGUUAUUGUCGUUAUGAUCAAAAUUCUAUGCCAACAUUAUUAGAACGACAAUUAUCAUUAGAAAUAAAUUGUCUAAAAGAAGAUAUAGAAAAUAUAUGUACACAAUCAAGACAACAAAUAUUGUUAGAUACAUUUCAACAUGUAUAA
This is a messenger RNA of Rotaria sp. Silwood2, 2265 nucleotides long. The record is from the annotation of a GenBank genome assembly. Lineage: Eukaryota; Metazoa; Rotifera; Eurotatoria; Philodinida; Philodinidae.